AUGCCCUUCAGACGUGACGAACCCGAGAUUGACGAUGUCAAGGACUCUCAACCGCCCAGUCCAGAGCUGCUUCCUACUCAGCGAACUAAGGAAGUAAUCAGCCUGAGGACUAAGAUCUCGGCUGUGUUUACGGUAGUCUUCUCUGGCAUCGCGCUUCUGUCAGAUGGUUACAAUGCCUCGAUCGUCGGGUACCUCAACCUUCUAUUCAAGCCGCUGUACCCCGACGCCUUCACUCACGAGAUGAAGACCAGGAUCUCGAAUUCCUUCUUCAUUGGAGAAAUCGUCGGUCAGUUGGGCUUCGGAAUGGCGAUAGAUAGAGUCGGGCGGAAGGCUGGAAUACUACUCACGACCUCGUGCUUGAUCAUGGGGAUCAUUCUCUCGGCAGCUGCCCACGGCAAGACGAACGAAGGGUUGCUCUGGAUGAUGCUUAUCGGCCGAGGCCUAGCUGGUGUUGGUGCAGGCGGAGAAUACCCCGUGGCAGGAACUGCAUCCAUCGAGGCUGCAGACGAGACAUCCCAUGUGAGGACGAGGAGGGGCUUCUUGAUCGCCUCGGUUGGAUGUGGCGCUAUCGAUCUUGGCUUCGUCAUUGGAGGCAUUGUCCCGAUCAUCAUUCUGCUCGCUUAUGGCUACACGACUCACUCUACCGGUGUUCACGGUUUUGUUGGCACCUGGCGAAUCACCAUGGCUUUGGGACUUGUCCCUGUCCUCUCGGUGUUUUACUUUCGUAUCAAGAUGCUUAAUUCGACCGCCUACAGGAAGAACGCCAUGAAGGGCAAACGAAUCUCACUCAAGAUCCUCAUGCUCGCGUUCCGACGAUACUGGAGGCGAAUCAUCGGGACAUGCGCUUGCUGGUUCUUGUACGAUUUUUGCAGUUAUCCGUUCGGAAUUUUCAGCUCGACAAUCGUUGGACAACUCAACCCUGACAACACCAUCUUACAGAACAUUGGUUGGGGAACCCUGAUCAACGCCUUUCUCCCGUUCGGUUGCCUUGUAGGCGGGGUCCUGCUGGACAAGAUUGGUCGGAGAAAUACUCAGGCACUGGGCUUUGCCGCCCAAGGCGUCAUCGGGAUGAUUCUUGGAGGCGUAUUGUCAAAGAUUCAGAACAACACCGCCGCGUUUGUCAUUGUAUAUGGUGAGAGCUCUCUCAACUUUCAGCCGAACAACAUUCUCAUCAUCUAUGAAGGUAUCUUCCUGGCAGUCGCCGAGGCAGGUCCUGGCGUCGCCACGAUUCUCAUUGGCGGGGAAGUCUACCCGACCGCCCUCCGAGGCCACUUCUUAGGCUUCUCUGCUGCAUGGGGCAAAGCAGGGGCAGCUAUCGGCACGCAGGUGUUCACACCUAUCCAGAAUGCUUUUUCCGAUGAUUUCAGAGGACAGCAAGCGGUGUUCCUGAUCGGCAGUGCCGUCUCGAUCGUCGGUGCUAUCAUCACUUAUAUCUGUAUUCCCGAGAUGGGAACUGGUCAGUAUCUGGAGGACGAGGACGCAGCUUGGCGCGCGUACCUCGAGUCACAUGGUGUAUCUACGAACGAGUUUGGAGAGGCCGUGGAGGCUUCCGCCAGCGGACAGAUGAUCAGAGAGAUCGAGGACAAGCAAUAG
This is a messenger RNA of Kockovaella imperatae, 1593 nucleotides long. RefSeq names its product major facilitator superfamily domain-containing protein. The coding region runs from base 1 to 1593 and encodes 530 amino acids. Gene Ontology annotation, biological process: transmembrane transport; carboxylic acid transport. Gene Ontology annotation, cellular component: plasma membrane. Gene Ontology annotation, molecular function: carboxylic acid transmembrane transporter activity. The transcript is spliced from 18 exons. The record is from RefSeq and is a predicted model, not a curated record. Lineage: Eukaryota; Fungi; Basidiomycota; Tremellomycetes; Tremellales; Cuniculitremaceae.